ACCAGCGCCAAUACAAAGACCCCCACCACAAGCACGCACAAACACACACACCAUACCUGUCAACUACCUUUACCAGACAAGAAAGGUCUCUGUAAAUCUACUACUGUCCACAUCUGAUAGUACCCUCCUUAGCCUUAAAGAUAUUGAGCCCCGCCAGCCUUACAUACAGCAAGCGGACUAUUGUUGAGGCCAUACAUUUGGAGAGAGGGGCCCUUGAACGUCAUGAAUACCGCUGGAGCACGCCCAGUGGGAGGAAGGGUUCUUGGAAGCGCUACAUCCGCUAGAAGGAGUCUUUCUCCAGCUAUUUCGUCUGUCGCCGGGAGCGGGAGAUUAUCCCCAUCCGCUAGUUCUAUUUCUCUGAAUUCAGAGUUUUCAUUACGAGACGGGGAGAAUGAAGGGGGUAGUAUGGUGUGCCCGAUCUGCUCCGAGGAGAUGGUGUGCUCUUCCACAAUCAGUCAACAAACAUGUUUACAUUUGUGGCCACUUUACUGACUAGUGGUGUAGGUGACUUUGCUGCAAUUGAACCGGUACAGAAGUUCUCCGGAGUGGCACUCGCGGGAAUGUGGGCUAAUAGUGUAAUAGUCAUCUUGACGAUAUUCACAAAGAAGUCGAGGAGGUCGAGAAGGACGAUAUAUCAACAUGGUUCCGAAAGCGCAUGUUAAAGGCUAAAGCCUUCCAGCCAGUGGCGGUCCUAAACCAAAAGCUCAAAGGGCUAGAUGUUUUCGAAUCCAAUGAGACUCUUGCUACCGCCCGCCCGUCUUCCAAUCCUGCCAUCACGAGCGCAGCCACGAUUGAAGAGCGAGAUCCGGAUUACUUAGUCACCAGAGCACACUGGCAGCGGAGUACCACGGACGACUAUUGCCUCGACCCCGUCUGCCGGAAGCCUCUCGGUGCGGUCAACGGAAGUGUCAAUUGUCGGAAGUGCGGGAAGUUGUUUUGUGAGGAGCAUACAAUGUAUCAGAUGAAGCUUUCGAGAUCGGCGCAGCAUGAGCCCGUGAGGGGAUUUUGGUGCAGGGUUUGUGAAACCUGUUACAAGUCAAGAGAGGGGUAUAAUGACCAUUACGGUGCUGCAAGUCGGUUCGCGCUUGGGGAACCUCAGGUUUGCUGACCUUUUUAGGGCUUGUACGGGAUCACACGAAGGAGUUUUCCGAACGGAGGAGGAGAACUGUUGAUCGGGCAUAUCUGGAAGUGACUAGGCUUGAAAAGAGGCUUACGAAGGUAUUCUCGGCCGCCGCUGCCCCUAUCAUUAGCACAGUUCUCAUGAUAAUCACAGCUUACCCAACUUCUGGUCAAUCCCCCCGAGCCCCCACCUGGGACUAGUGGGUUUAUCAAAGCUGUUACAAGCUUAAGAAGCCAGCGGAAGGCAAUUGAGCAGUCCGUUGUGGCCUGGGAAGACGAUGCCAACGUUACUGCAUGCCCGCACUGCCAUCAGACAUUUUCACAGUUUGCGAUACGGAAACACCACUGCCGAUUAUGCGGGAAAGUUGUCUGCGGGGAUUCGCGAACAGAUUGUUCUAGCGAUGUUGGUCUGAAUGUUUCCGCAAGUAUGUUUGUUACCGGAUAUUCGGAGAAGCCCUGGCUAACGCUGUGAUUAGUGACUAAUGCGCUGUCCGAGAAGGCCCUCAAUGAAAUGAGCAUUGACGUGCGGAUAUGCCGAGCGUGCCGGAUCACCGUCUUCAGUAAACGGGACUUUGCUCUAGACCUAGCCAAAACCCCCCAAGAUGCUCGAGCCUAUCAAACCCUCGUCCAAUUUGAGCAAGGAAUUAAGAACAUGAUGCCCCGAUUUCAAAAACUAUUAGCAGAAAUACAGUAAUUCACAUCCUUUCAUUCUCGCUCCCGCUCUAGACACAUCCCACUAACCGCAGCCUCCCCCAGAGACCUGAACAAGAAUCCCACUCAGGCAAAACUCACUGAAGCCACGAAAACCCGCAAAAAGCUUCUAGAAACCUUUGCCCAAUACGACGCCACUGCAAAGCGUAUCUUAAACCUCCCCACAGCCUCUCAAGCUCAACUCCGCCUCCAAAAAACCGUCUACCAAGCCGCCACACAAUUUCUCCAUUUAAACAUGCUCCCGCUAAAAGCCCUGCCAAAGCUCUUAAACACAAACAGACCCGCCAGCGCACGAAUACAGACUAUUAGCAAUACGAACGGGAAUAGCAAGCCCUCUUCUAGUCGGGCGCUGACAAUGGUCACAACAGAGGAGGAAUAUAGUGAGGUAGAGGUGGAUAGCAAUGCUGUGCUCAAGGAGAAGGAACUGAAGGAGGGCUUGAUGGUGCUGGAGGAACAGAGGUUCAUGGUGCAGGAGAUGCUAACCGAAGCUAGUAAGCGGAGGAGGUUUGACGAAGUUGCUGCACUGGCGGCGAGCCUUGAGGAGUUGGAUAGAGAGGUUGAGAGAAUGAAUGGGGAGAUUGCAAAGCUUGAGUCAUAUUAA
Molecule: messenger RNA, 2431 nt
Organism: Tuber aestivum (summer truffle)
Lineage: Eukaryota; Fungi; Ascomycota; Pezizomycetes; Pezizales; Tuberaceae
Source: the annotation of a GenBank genome assembly